Molecule: messenger RNA, 1329 nt
Organism: Lachnellula hyalina
Lineage: Eukaryota; Fungi; Ascomycota; Leotiomycetes; Helotiales; Lachnaceae
Exons: 4
Coding region: 1-1329 (442 amino acids)
Source: RefSeq, a predicted model, not a curated record
AUGCACUCCUCGUUACCCCUCCUGUUCGGCAUCAUCGCCAUCGCAUCAGCAUCUCCUUUCGAAAGACGGACAGUCGCUGCACUUAACACAGCUGCAUUCGAUGAGGCUCAGCAGAAAGAUAACACGGCUACACGUGCGUUCUCGGGAACUUCAAUCAAGACUGGCGAUGGACGGUGCCUUUUUAUUGAUGAGUUAUCGGGUGACUUUCGCGCCAACUUAAACCCUAUCCAAGUUGCAGCUUGUGAUGGAAGCGCUGGUCAAUCAUGGGAUGUUGUUACAGCUGGAGCUCAUGACAACGUAGCUGGAACAAUGCUACUUGUCAGCACUUUGACUCAAGCUUGUAUGAAUUUUGAUGAUCGACGAGCUGCUGGGAAUCAAGUCAUCAUGUUUUCUUGUGGCGGAAGAGCAGAUGGAGGUGGUACUGUUACACCUUCUCAACUGUUCAACUUCACUAGUGGCGCUGGUCCUUUGGCCUUUCAGCCCCAGAGUGGAGCUAAUGUAUGUCUGGCUGUCACGGCUGCAAACGUGCUAGACCAAGCUCCUUGUGCUGCUGGAAAUGCAACGCAGUCAUUCUCUUUUGGGGGUGAAGCGCCUGGUGCAGGUGCAACUACUUCUGUAGCUGGGGGUCCAACAUCGCCAGUGGCUGGGGCAACUCCUACUCCGACUUCUGCAUUAGCAAGCAGUGCUUCAAUAACACUAGCUACGAAUACCAAAGUCCCAGUUACAGCCUCCAGUGCCUCUGCCCCAUCUGGACCUUCCGUUUCAACCGCCAUAGGCUCCGCAGCCCAAAGCGCAUCAGCAGUCCCCGUUUCCCGCGCCGGUGGAGUUCUUCAACCAUCAGCUGCUGCAGAAGCGAACCCGAAAGACACCACUGCAACACUAGCCUUUUCCUCUGCCUCCAUCAAAACCUCUUCCGGUCAAUGCCUCUUCAUCGACUCUACCGCCGGUGAUUUCCGUCAAAACUUGAUUCCAAUCGCAGUCCAAGAUUGCACGGGAGCAGCAGGCGAGAAAUUCGACAUCAUCACAGCAGGUGCUCAUAACAAUGAGGCAAACUCGACACUCGUUGUCAGUAGUUUAACAGAGGGAUGUCUAAACUUUGAUGACAGGAGAGCAGCUGGAGAUCAAGUGAUCAUGUUUUCGUGUGGAGGACGAGCUGAUGGAGGAGGUGCUGUUACGGAUAGCCAGCUGUUCCCUUUUGGUGGUGGUAAUAGCAUUGAAUUAGCACCGAAGAAUGGUGCUGGUGCCACUUGUCUGUUUGCGAAUGGGGCGAAGUUGGAUCAGCAGGCUUGUACGGGCAAUGCGAGUCAAACGUUUGAUAUCUUUGCAUGA